AUGGCUGCAGCUGGGAAUGACCACGAUUUCUAUUUUUGCUCCCCCUACGCACAGCAAAAGUACAGCAACGUCUCCUGUUUCUGGGAAACACAACCCUUAGGUUGUGUGAGGAUCAGCUGUGCCUUCCAUCACAGCAAACCUCGUAAUAUAAAUGGACUUUUUUUGCCACCUAGUAACACAUCACUCAGAAGUCAAGAGAAUAUUUUACUACCAAUUCACCCUCCACUGAUUAUAAAACUCAGUGACGAAGAGGAUGGAGAUGAUGGCGAAGAAGACGAUGAAGAGGAUGAGAACUAUGUUUCUUGGGUGCCUAAGACUGAAGCAGAUAUUGAAGAGGAACAAGCAAUAAAGGAAAUAUGCUAUAAAUCUGGAGAGCAUUACAAGAUUGAGUACCCUCACGAACACCAAUCAAAGAGGCUGUCUUCUCCUGUUGAAAAUAAGCUAUUACCUUUGGAAGCUACCAAGCAAGACUUGCAGAAAGGUGAUGAUAAUACAAUUGUUACAACAUUUAAUAAUACAAAAAAAGAAGGAGAGCAUUCAGGAAAUAAAGUGCCAACAGAGAGUAUUCCCAGAACAGAUCGUAGGUCAUUUGAAAAUGGAGAAACAAACCACAUUGAGCUGGUAAAGGACCAUCACUAUAAAGAAGUAAAGAAGAAGAAACGGAUUUCUGAGGAACAAAGACAUUCACCCAAUAGAGUGACAGGCAAAGGAAUUCACACUUCAGACCCCAAAGUAAAAACAAGUUAUCAACAAAGGGGUCAAAGUAAGAAUGACAAAACUGCUCCUCCUUAUGUGAAAGAAACUGGAAGAAAGACUUACUUCAGUUCUUCAGAACCUCAAAGAUCAGCCUAUGUAGUCUACUGCACUGUCACCGUCACCCAAGAACCGAAGAUCAAUGGAUCUACAGACAAAUAUAAUUCAGGAUCUUAUAAUGCACCAACCUGGAGGAAAAGAAAUCCACAUGCAAACACGUUCUCUAAGUUUAAAGCAACCAUUCAG
Molecule: messenger RNA, 999 nt
Organism: Leptosomus discolor (cuckoo roller)
Lineage: Eukaryota; Metazoa; Chordata; Aves; Leptosomiformes; Leptosomidae
Source: RefSeq, a predicted model, not a curated record